AAAGCCUGGUAAAAGUCUCUUCGAGAGGCUUCCACCUCGCAUCUCAUCUGUAAGCCGACGCGUCAAACCAUCUUGUGCAUGCGUCAAGAAGGGCAACCGCCGUUUCAACACCUGUGACGUCAAACCAAUACCAGAUACGGACAAGGGAGGGAAACCAGUGAAACCGAUCAAAGUUCGACCUCAUCCGAAGAAACCCGGAAAAACCGACAAUCGAGAUUACGACCCGAACUCUGUAAACUAUGUUUUUAAACCUCCUAAAGUUAAGUAUCGUGUCCCCACCUGGCCAACACCGACUGGAAUAACUCGCAAGAAGGCAAUUAGGCAUUGCAAAAGAGAGAUGAGUCGCAUCUUACGUGUGUGUAAGAAGGUUGUCAACGUCAAGAAGCUCAAAGUCAUGACAGAAUGCGUGACAGAUAUUAAGAUUUCAGGAAAGCUAUCUAUGGCCAAGUCAGCAUUAUCCAGUCUCCAAGACGCUUGUAAAACCGCAGCUCUUGUUAAUCCCAAAAACUACAAGAAGAAGAAAGGUCGCCUUGUCCCUAACACAAAAAUCCUGGCAAAACUCUGUCCAGACAACUGCAAUAAGCGAGGACGAUGCGUGAACGGAAAAUGUCGCUGCUAUCGCGGUUAUGGUUCAAGUGAUUGUUCGGUAGAUAAAAGAAAACCUCCGAAGCUGCAAGGACUGCAGUCUAAAGGAGUGUGUGACCUGAGGAAGCGUGCUUGCCGAUUUGCUAGUGUGUACGGAAGAGGUUUCUGGGAAGGUCACGUGAGCUGUCACAUACAGAAAGCUCGGUUGUUGCGUCGCAGAUGGCAUGGUAUCGGUGCGCAAAGGAAGAACCACGGCCAUUUGCAGAGUUUCAGGGAAGCAAGAUGUAAACUUCCUUUCAAGUUUCCCACAGCGAGAAAGCUUCGCGGCCUACCCCUGAGAGUGUUAGUGGCCAUUUCAAAUAAUGGUGUCUUGCUUAGCAAUCGUCUUAAGUUGGUUAUUUACGACUCGGCCUGCCAUAGAUGUUUAUCAAAUGGGCUCUGCUGGCGAAAGAGAAAUAACUGCAUCAUCAAAGGACUAUGCUAUGCUGCAAAUGAACGCCAUCCGAAGAACAGAAGACUUAAAUGCAUUCCACAGAUCACCAGGGGUGGCUGGACAAGAGUAUCACAACAAUACAAACCAUUAGGAAUGAAGAAUGGCCGUAUUCCAUCCCGAGCGAUCACAGCUUCCUCUAAAUGGGAUCGCUAUCAUGGACCAAAUCGUGCCAGGCUUCAAAUUUCUCGGCGCGGUCGUUACAUAGGAGCCUGGUCAGCUAAGCAUAACAAUCCUCACCAAUGGCUUAAGGUCGACUUCACCAGUCCAGUCAAGGUACUAGCUGUUGCUACACAAGGUCGUCAGGACGCCAGCCAAUGGGUGACAAGAUACUAUCUGUCAUACGGGUUUGAUGGCAUCAACUUUGUGCCCUAUUUGUGCCGAAAGAUUUUCCGUGCAAAUAGAGAUAGGAACACAAUUGUAAGACGGCGCCUGUCUCCGGCAAUCCGGACACGUUUCAUCCGCAUUCACCCAGUCGGCUGGAGAGGACACAUCUCGCUCAGGGCUGAAUUCUAUGGACACAGAACUGCUGUAUCAAGACUUCCUCUUGGUGUCAGUGAUAAGAGAAUACGUGAUAGCGCUCUAAGUGCCUCGAGUUUCUGGGACCGAUACCACGCCGCCUCGCGAGGAAGACUUCAUAUAUGUAAGUCAGGAAGAUUCCGGGGAGCUUGGUCGGCAAGAAGAAAUAUCCGAGGACAGUGGCUACAGGUUGACCUCCGCACUCGUGCGAGUAUCGUGGCUACCGCAAUCCAAGGUCGCCAAGACGCUAACCAAUGGGUGACAAGUUACAGAGUAAUGUAUGGUGACGAUGGGAUACGAUUCCGAAAUUAUCGACCUGGACGAAGAGGGGUCUUCCGCGGUAAUCGAGACAGGAACACUGUGGUCAGAAAUGCUCUUGUGCCCUCCAUCAGAGCUCGAUAUUUGCGUUUUUACCCACAGUCCUGGUACAGACACAUGUCUAUGAGGGUGGAGUUGUAUGGAAAAUAUUUGAGGCCUCGCCCUGUUGCCAAGCCUCUUGGCCUUUCCAACAACCGUCUUAACAACCGCUACAUAACAGCGUCCAGCAUCUGGGAUAAAUACCACGCCGCCUGGUUAGCGCGGCUGUACAACAGAAAACGCGGGCACUACCGUGGUGGAUGGUCUGCUAAAGUAAACAAACGAGGACAGUGGAUACAGUUUGACUUUAGGCGGCCAAGAAAAAUUGUCAAGGUCGCGACACAAGGACGGUCCGACCUCAGACAGUAUGUAACACGAUACGUUAUCAAAUACAGCGCUGACGCCUUCUAUUGGACACCUUACAGGAAAUACAGUCGAGUGCAGGUCUUCCCUGGAAACAAAGACCAACACACAGUCAAGUCUAACGUUUUCGAUCCACCAAUCAAGGCACGAUAUGUACGAAUUUAUCCCAUUGCUUGGGUGGGACAUAUGUCAUUGAGAGCUGAAUUCUAUGGAAACACCUUACCUAAAUACAGCGUGGAAGUUGGUUUAGAAGAUGGCAAGAUUCCAAACAGGGCGUUUACGGCCUCCAGUAAGUGGGACAGGUACCAUCGCGCCGAUAGGGCGAGACUCAACACUGUGGCGAAUAAACGCCACCGAGGAGCCUGGUCUGCUAGGAAGAACAACAAGCGACAGUGGAUACAGGUCAAACUGGGUCACAAAACAAGAAUUACCGGUGUGGUGACGCAAGGUCGACAGGAUGCCAACCAAUGGGUGACAAGUUACAGCAUAUCGUAUAGCUUGAAUGGACGCACGUUCCGUCCGUACAGAGAAAACGGCCGAAUGAAGGUAUUCCCAGGAAAUAGGGACCGUAAUAGCCAGGUGUCUCACAGACUUCAAAGACCUCUCUUCACGAAAUAUGUCAGGUUCCAUCCAAUCACGUGGUACGGACAUAUCUCCAUGAGGAUUGGGCUCUACGGACAGAGAGCUGGUGUCAGGCGAGCGGCUCCUAAACCUCUUGGACUACAAAACGGUCGCAUACCCAACAGAGCUAUCACAGCCUCAUCACGAUGGGACAGAUACCACGCUGCUUGGCUAGGCAGGCUUAAACGACCGAGACGAGGACGGUACGCCGGGGCCUGGUGCGCAAAGAAAAACAACCGCGGGCAAUACCUGCAGGUGGACUUCAGAGGCGCUAAGAAAAUAGUUGCCGUGGCAACCCAAGGAAGAAACGACUACAACCAAUGGGUGACUCUGUACUAUCUGUCAUUCAGUGUGGACGGUACUUACUUUGCUAAAUACAGGAAGAAUGGCAGAACGAAGUAUUUCAGAGGAAACAGAGACAGAAACACAGUUGUAAUGCACUUAUUGAGGCCCAAAAUAAAGGCGCGAGUUAUCCGUGUUCACCCCGUCAGAUGGGUUAAUCACAUCUCCAUGAGAGUAGAAUUCUAUGGAAGAGCUACUGGUACGUUACUUAAUAAAGUCUGUCCAUUACCAGUGCCUUCUCGUUUGGCUCUUGGAGUCGAGGACCGCCGUAUCCCGGAUGGAGGAUUCAGUGCUUCAUCCAGCUGGAACAGAAACCAUGGUCCUAAGCGUGCACGUCUGAACAUCCCCCGACGGGGAAGGUUGACAGGGGCGUGGUGCGCCCGCUCUAACAAUCGCGCGCAAUGGCUGCUGGUUGACAUCACUAAGCUAGCUCGUGUUGUUGGCUUCGCUGUUCAGGGCCGGCAGGAUUACAGCCAGUGGGUGACAAGUCUUAGAAUAUCAUACAGCAAAGGUGGAAUCUAUUUCCGCUAUUAUACCGAGAGGAGAAGACCUAAGCUUUUCCGUGGCAAUAAGGAUAGAAACACUGUCGUAAAGCACUUUUUCCGACGCCCCGUCGUUGCUCGAUUUGUCAAGUUCCAUCCAGUAAGUUGGCGUGCUCAUAUUUCUAUGAGAGUCGAGCUUUAUGGAUAUCUUCUUGUCCGUGAGGCUCCCGUACGACCAAGUGGCAUUCCAACCGGAAGGCGCGGCGCACGCUACAUUACGGCUUCCAGCUCAUGGGACAAACACCACGCUCCCUGGCGAGCCAGAUUGCAUCAGCGAGUCACAGGACGAUACCGUGGAGGCUGGUCAGCGAGGAAGAACAAUCGCCGCCAGUAUCUCCAGUUUGAUCUUAAAAAGCCUAGGAAGGUUGUUAAAGUGGUUACACAGGGAAGAUAUGAUGCCAAACAGUGGGUCACAAGCUUUAUUAUUUCGUACAGUCAGGAUAAAUAUCGGUGGAUACAGUACAAGAAAUACGGAAGAGUCAAGAUUUUCCCUGGAAACAAAGACCGGAACACACUGAAGGAGAACUUAUUUAUCCCUCCAUUCCGGGCCCGAUAUGUACGUAUUCACCCGUGGACAUGGGUUGGACACAUAUCUAUGAGAGCUGAGUUCUACGUCAGGAAAAUCUCUCGUAAUUCUGUGCCAAUCGGAGUCGAAGACGGCAAGAUUCCAAACAGUUACGUCACUGCCUCCUCUACAUACAAUCGUUACCAUGCCCCCUGGCUCGGACGACUGAAUAACCAAGCCCGAGGCCGAAAUAAGGGAGCCUGGUCAGCAAAGAAGAAUGACAGGCGUCAGUUCUUACAGUUCAACUUCGGAAGCCCGACUCUGAUAACAGCGAUAAGAACACAGGGACGACAGGAUGCAAACCAGUGGGUCACCAGUUAUAAGCUGUUGUUUGGAAAUGACGGAGUUCGGUUUAUACCUUAUAAGAAAGGCGGGCGAGUUAAGAUAUUCCGUGGAAACAGUGAUAGGAACAGUAUCGUCACGAAUCCACUGCGUCCUCCCAUCCGCGCCAGGUACAUCAGAAUCGUUGUGGUGUCAUGGUACGGACAUAUCUCUAUGAGAGUUGGAUUCUAUGGACGCCGACCAGGAAUCAUUAAACCUCGACUCCGAGCUCUUGGAAUGGAGAACGGUCGUAUAAGAAACCAUGCUGUCAGAGCUUCGUCUAUUUGGGACAAAUACCACGCAGCUUGGCGGGCGAGGCUGAACGUCAAGCGACAAGCCGGCUACAGAGGAGCGUGGUCGUCGCGAAUCAACGACCGCUUCCAAUGGUUAGAAGUGUGUUUCAAGAGACCCAAGAAAAUUGUGGCCAUUGCCUCCCAAGGAAGAGAAGACAUGAACCAGUGGGUGACAAAAUACCGCCUCACGUUCAGCAUGGACAAGACUCACUAUGUGUACUACAAACAGCUGGGAGUCACUAAGACAUUCCGUGCCAAUACUAACAGAAACUCAAUUGUCCGUCAUUACCUACAACCCGCCAUACGAGCGUCAUCAAUUCGUGUCAGGCCUGUCAGUUGGCGGGGACAUAUCUCUAUGAGAAUUGAGCUGUAUGGUCGCAAUGCAGUUACAAAGAGACUACCAUUGGGAGUAGAGGAUCGUCGCAUCCCAGACAGUGCCCUGAGUUCCUCCUCACGGUGGGACGCGUACCACGGACCUCACCGCUGCAGACUGAACGCUCAGAGACGAGGCAGGCACAGAGGGGCGUGGUCGUCACGUGCUAACAACCGUGCCCAGUGGCUGCAGAUUGAUGUCGGAAGCAAAGCCUUUUUGUACGGCAUGGCCACUCAAGGAAGACAGGAUCUAGGACAGUGGGUGAAGACAUACAAAGUCAUGUACAGUUCUGAUGGCGUCCGCUGGAGGUGGUACCAAGUGCGUCGUAGAACUUUGCUCUUGACUGGUAACCGCGACAGGAACACCAUAGUGCGGCACCGAUUUGCACGUCGUCUCCGAGCCCGUUACCUCCGUGUGGUGCCAUACACAUGGCAUAGGCACAUCUCCAUGAGGGUCGAGGUCUAUGGGCGUCGCCUUGGUAAGGAAUGCUUUGUUUAAUUUCGAUUUCGUACAUAGAAUUAACACUAAGAUCAGCAAUAAAUUUUACCAAUAAACUAUAGGAGACUUAAAUUAGUGGAUGAUGCCUUGAAAUGAGAAAAUUUACUUGCGACACGCUGAUUUUUAUGGCAUAGAGAACGUAGAGAGGGAAAUAUAAAAUGCGCUUUGCCCAAUGUUUCAGU
Molecule: messenger RNA, 6051 nt
Organism: Orbicella faveolata
Lineage: Eukaryota; Metazoa; Cnidaria; Anthozoa; Scleractinia; Merulinidae
Source: RefSeq, a predicted model, not a curated record